This is a messenger RNA of Rotaria sordida, 948 nucleotides long. The record is from the annotation of a GenBank genome assembly. Lineage: Eukaryota; Metazoa; Rotifera; Eurotatoria; Philodinida; Philodinidae.
AUGGGUCUUUUACCAGCGUAUAUCGACAAAAUAGAAGAACUAUCCAUAUCAGAACAAGACACACCUGGUCAAUUGUAUGCUUUUCUAUCUUUUUUUCCAUCAUUUGCAUUAUUUAAACAUCUUCGACGACCUUAUUUUCAUUUUAAUGAUGAAAAUCUUGAUUGGAACAGUGUUGAAAAUGCUCUUUAUUCUUUACCAGAAACGACUAUCGACACUUUAUCAAUCAAAGGAAGUAUCAAAGAAAAUAGGUACUUAUUGGGAAAUACUAUUGCUCAUAUUUUUGGCUUAAAAUCAUUAAAAAGAUUUUCUCUUUUGAGCGACUUCGAUCGUAUGUACUGGAAUAAUUUAGCAAAGAUCUCGUCAAAUAUUGAACAUUUAACUAUUUCUGGUAUUAAUUGUAAAUUUCAAGAUCUACAAUAUAUUUUCCAGUGUGCUUCUCGUCUUAAAUAUCUUGAUAUUGAAAUAGCCGGUAGAGGAGUUUCAUUUCUCAAUGAAAAAGAAAAGCGUCCAAAAAAGAAUAUUGUAGUAAUGUUGACACUUCGUACACUAGGCUUAUAUUUUGCUGACAACAGUUUAGUCACGAUGGAUAUGUUAACAGAAUAUUUGAAUUCGAUGCCUAUUUUAAAAUAUCUUGAGAUCAAAGCACACAGUGAACUUCUUGAUGCAAAUGCAUGGAAAAUGUUUUUGGAAAUAUCAUUACCAUCAUUAACUCAUUUUACUCUUCGAACAACUUCAUCUCGUGUCGAAGAAAUUGGACUCCAUAAUAUGCUCUCGUCAUUUCAAAGUUCAUAUUGGGUAUCAAAACAAAACUUUAAUCUAAUGAUAACCGAACAUGAGCGCUGGAAUUAUGUUGGUUUCGUUACGGCUGAUACAAUGACAGUUUGGCUCGACGAAGCUGCAUUUGAAGAACCAUAUUGGCGAACAUUAGAGACCUGCACUGAACCCUGA